UUUGCAAAUCAGGAGUCAAAACAUCGGACCCUCGACCCAUCCUGGUGUCAGUCCUGAAAAUAAAUGUUGGGAUCUGAGUCUGGAUCCACACAACAGCCUCGGGAAGAUCCGUUCAGAAUCGCCAAGUCUGGAGCACACAAGCCUCAAGCUGUUCAAUAUGGGCCAAAGCUGUCUGCAAUGCACGAAAUAUCUGCUGUUCAUUUUCAACCUCAUCUUUUGGCUGGGAGGCUGCGGCUUGCUGGGAGUCGGAGUGUGGCUGGUGGUGACCCAGGGAAACUUCGUCACCCUCUCUUCGUCCUUCCCUUCUCUCACCGCUGCCAACUUCUUCAUCGCUGCGGGCUCUGUCAUCAUGAUCGUGGGCUUCCUGGGCUGCCUGGGAGCAGUGAUCGAAAACCGUUGUCUCCUGCUGAGCUUCUUCGUGGUCCUCCUGAUCAUCUUCCUUCUCGAAAUGAUCAUCGGAAUCUUGUUCCUGUGUAACCAAGAAACUAUAAACCUGUAUGCGAAGGAGGAGCUCAAGAAUGGCCUGCAAUUCUACAACACAUCGGGAAACACUGGACUGACCAAUGGCUGGGACAUCGUGCAGACUGAUUUCCGGUGCUGUGGUGUCGUCCAUUACGAGGACUGGUUCAGUGUCUUAAAUGGAACCAAAGUGCCCACCUCCUGCUGCUUCAAGCUGGUCCAAAACUGUUCAUCUAAUCCGAACACCUGGUGGAAAGAUGCAUGCUAUGAAAAGGUCAUCGAGUGGUUGAAGGACAACGUUGUGGCUGUCUGCAUCUUUGGGCUUUGCAUCCCAGUGCUACAGAUACUUGGACUGAUUUCCUCCUUGGUGAUGUACUGCCAGCUGGUGAAGACUGAGAAGCAAUACAGCUGAAACAAAGUCAUCGUUUUCUCUGAGUCUCCUUGGACUCCCGUCUCUGUGAAUUCAGAGAGUAUUUCUCUGUCCUGUACAUAGGCUGUCAUCAAUAGACAGCUGAAAGAAUGAGUAUCCUGCACAGGGUUAUAAGUCUGCCUGCAGCAUUUUAAAACCAUUAUUAAUAAAAGUAAAAGGUUAUUUGAAUUUUGGAUUCCCUGCCAAAAGGAGAGAGGAAACACAGACGCUAUUGAGUUAUUCGAUCCGUAGACACUGUAAUUAAAUGCUAUAAUGCUGUAACUGCUUCCUAGUGAUGUCACGUGCGGAUUCCUGUUGUGUUCUUUGUCCAAAGCAGCUGCUCAAGAACAUGCACUGUACCAUUUUGUCUGUUAAUGGGAAAGUGCUUUCACUUCAGAAUGUGUAAAAUAAAAAUGUUUUUGUAAAAAUGAA
Molecule: messenger RNA, 1300 nt
Organism: Hemiscyllium ocellatum (epaulette shark)
Lineage: Eukaryota; Metazoa; Chordata; Chondrichthyes; Orectolobiformes; Hemiscylliidae
Product: tetraspanin-4-like
Exons: 8
Coding region: 158-871 (237 amino acids)
Cellular component (GO): membrane
Source: RefSeq, a predicted model, not a curated record